Molecule: messenger RNA, 1605 nt
Organism: Closterium sp. Naga37s-1
Lineage: Eukaryota; Viridiplantae; Streptophyta; Zygnematophyceae; Desmidiales; Closteriaceae
Source: the annotation of a GenBank genome assembly
AUGCCGCCCGAGUCGCGCUCCCCUGCCCGCGCUGCCCCCGCUUCCCCGCCGCUAGACAAAGUUUACCCCCCUCCGCCCGCCAACGAGCGCCCGUGGUCCGCGGGCGACGCGGCGGCGGCGCGGCAGGCGGAAAAGGAGGCGGAGAAGUUGGCGCAGCAGGAGGCGCGGUUGCAGCGGGAGCUGGCGCGGGAGGUGGCGGAGCGAGAGGCGGAACGGCUGGCGGCGCAGAAGGAGAACCAGCGGCGGCAGAAGGAGCAGACGGAGAAGCUGCGCGCGGAGGCGCGGGGAGAUGCGCAGCAGGGGGAAGUAGAGCAAGGGGGAGCGGAGCAAGAGGAUGUGGGGAAAGGGGGAGUGAAAGAGGGCGCGGAAGGGGGCGCGGGGAAGCUCGAAGGUGACGUGGCAGCGGACCAGAAGGAAGCGGCUGUAGCAGAGCUAACGAAAAGCCGUAGCAGCAGCAGGAGCAGCGGCAGGAAGAAAGAGAGCGAGGAGGGCGGAGAGCAGGCGUUGGUGGGGCGCAGCCUGGAGGAGAUGGAGCAACUCGCCAUGGCGCUCGGGGAGCAAAAGUACCGGGGGCGGCAGCUGCACCAGUUCGUGUAUGCCAACAAGGGCUGCGAGCUCAGCGAGCUGAAGCAGCUGCCGCUUGCGUUUCGAGAGCGCUUGUCGGAGAGGGGAGUGGUGGUGGGGCGCCCUCCCGUGCACCACGUCGCCGCUGCUGCUGAUGGCACCGCUAAGCUGCUGCUGCGGCUAACGGACAACAGGCUGGUGGAGGCGGUGGGUAUUCCCAUGGAGGGCAGCCGCAAGGGCGCUCACCACCUCACCGCCUGCAUCUCCUCGCAGGUGGGCUGUCCCCUCCGGUGCUCCUUCUGCGCGACAGGCAAGGGCGGGUUCGCGCGCAACUUAAAGCCGUACGAGAUAGUGGCGCAGGUGCUGGCGGUGGAGGCGCUGUUCCAGCACCGUGUGACCAACAUCGUCUUCAUGGGCAUGGGCGAGCCGCUGCUCAACCUCCCCGCUGUGCUGCGCGCUCAUAAGUGCCUCAACCAGGACGUGGGCAUAGGGCAGCGCAACAUCACCAUAUCCACCGUGGGCGUGCCCAACGCCAUUGCUCGCCUCGCCCAGCACAAGCUACAGUCCACCCUCGCAGUCAGUCUGCACGCGCCCAACCAGCAGCUGAGGGAGGCGCUGGUACCGUCAGCCAAGGCGUACCCCAUAGAGGCGCUUCUGGCGGACUGCCGUGCCUAUUUCAACACCACUGGCCGCCGCGUCUCCUUUGAAUACACUCUGCUCGCGGGGGUGAACGACCAGGUGGAGCAUGCACGGGAGCUGGCAUCGCUGCUGCGGCGCCAUGGCGUGGCGCACCAUGUGAACGUCAUCCCCUUCAACCCCAUCUCCGACUCGCUCUAUCGCCGCCCUAGCAAACCCUAUGUGAUGGCGUUUGUGGAGGAGCUGAGGAACCAGAGGAUCACGGCGUCUGUAAGGCACACUCGGGGCAUGGAGGCAAAUGCAGCGUGCGGGCAGCUCAGAAAUGAUUUCCAGAAGGUUCCGCUGAGCGUGGCAAUGGCGGGGGAUGGAGAGCCUCUUGCAGAGAGCCUUUCAGCUCUGGCAUAA